AUGAGGACCUCGCAAAGUUUACUUCAGUUAGCCGGCAAAGUUCCAUAUAAAAGAACUUUUUUACGCAAUUUCAAACUUAUAGCCUCAAACAUACAACAACGAAGUUAUGCAAGUCUUGAAAAUGAAGCAGAAAAAACAGCAGAAAUACAUAAAAAGGUGCCAUCAAAAGUAGUUAGUUAUACCACUGAUAUUUAUACUCAUUUGAAAAGAAACCCGAAUUUUAAAGAACUUUCUCCAGAUGACAUUAAAUUUUUUCAAUCAAUAUUAUCACCCAGUGAAUUAAUUGUAGAUAAUGGCAAUAAUCAAGAUGAUUUAAUUCCCUACAAUACUGAUUGGAUGAAAAAAUAUAGAGGAAAAUCAAAAUUAGUAGCAAAACCUAAAACUACUGCACAAAUUUCCAAGUUAGUCAAGUAUUGUAAUGAGAAAAAGUUGGCUAUCGUACCUCAAGGCGGAAAUACUGGCCUCGUUGGUAAGAAUGCUUAA
Messenger RNA from Racocetra fulgida, 483 nucleotides. The record is from the annotation of a GenBank genome assembly. Lineage: Eukaryota; Fungi; Glomeromycota; Glomeromycetes; Diversisporales; Gigasporaceae.